CCAUUAAAGUUUAUUAAAAGCUUUUCACAAUUCAUCUGGGCUUGUUAUUAUAGGAAUUAGCGUCCAAUGCAUCAUAAUUUCUGAGCUAACCAUUUGGGCAUAUCAGGUUCUCUUGCAAUUAUUUGACUGUUCAUCUGAACCAACAAUCAAGGAACCUGUUGCGGUGAGACCAGAUAAAGCAAGGGCACCAACGCAUAAUAUUGAGAUGCAGACUCUUCUGAAGGGCAGAAGAGUGGGCUACUGGCUCAGCGAGAAGAAGAUCAAAAAGAUGAAUUUCCUGGUAUUUGUGGACAUGUGCAGGAAACGAGGCAUAGAAAUGGUUCAGCUGGAUCUGAGUCGGCCCCUGGAGGAGCAGGGCCCUUUGGAUGUCAUCAUCCACAAGCUGGCGGACCUCAUUCUGGCGGACCAGAAUGACACGCAGGCCCUGCUAUUGGUGCAGAGUGUCCAGGAUUACAUCGACACCCAUCCUGAAAUGGUGGUUCUGGACCCGCUGCCGGCCAUUAGGACAUUGUUGGACCGCUGCAAGUCCUACCAGCUCAUCCGCAGGCUUGAAGACUGCAUGAAAGAUGAAAGGAUCUGCUCUCCUCCCUUCAUGGUUCUAAGGAGUGAGUGUGGAACCGACACUCUCAAACACAUCCAGAAACAUGGCAUUACCUUCCCUUUCAUUUGUAAAACUCCAAACUCCAACUCCCAUGAGAUGGCCAUCAUCUUCAGUGAGGAGGACCUGAAGGAUGUUAAGCCCCCGUGUGUGAUCCAGAACUUCAUUAACCACGAUGCAGUACUCUACAAGGUGUAUGUGGUGGGAGAGGCCUACUACGUGGUGGAGAGGCCUUCUAUCAGAAACUUCCCUUCUGGACCUGCAGAGAGAAAACCCAUUUUUUUCCACAGUCACGAUGUGUCCAAGCCAGAGUGUGCUUCCGACCUGAAUUCUAGGGACAAUGUGGAGGGGGUGUCCAGGGUGCCUAUCGACGACGUCAUCAGGGAGAUCUCCAGGUGUCUGCGGCGGGAACUGGAUGUGUCCCUGUUUGGCAUUGACAUAAUCAUCAGCAACCAGACAGGGCAGCAUGCAGUCAUUGACAUCAACGCAUUUCCAGGUUAUGAGGGAGUCCCGGAGUUCUUUGACGACCUACUGAGUCAUCUCACAAGUGUUCUCCAGGAGCGGGCCUUUGAGAGGACCAGCGUGGUCAGGGGACAGCUCCCUGCCGCAGCCCUGGCCGACUGUGGGAAACCCUGCAUGCUCCUGGGAAACGAGGCCAACACCUGGAUCGUAGAGGGAGACUGCGUCAAGAGGGGAGGCAAUCAAGGACUGGGGUGUGACUCUGAAGUUUCGGCCAACUUCCAACAACAUUGUGCGUCUGCCAUCCCCACCAAAGCCUCCUCGCAAUAAUGCCCAGCCCCUAGUAGUGAAGAACCAGAUGUUGUAUGUAAUAUAGAUAUAGAUAUAUAUAUAUAUAUAUAUAGAUAUAUACAGUGGGGUCCGAAAUUGACACCCUUGAUAAAGAUGAGAAGAAAAUGACGAUCAAAUAAAUAAUUAAAUUACUGAGCUACAUUGUAUGCUCCAUUUUUGUGUUGUAUUAUACAGUUGAUCAGAAAAAGUGUUUAAGUUAUCUUUUUAAAUGUAAUCUGACCAUAGCACCGGUUUCAAUCCAAGUGCCAAUGCCAUUUAGCGAACUCCAGGCACUUACACUUUUGGAAAUGCAUGAAAAUAGCGCUCUUUAUUUUUGUUGUAAUUUUUGCUUAUAUUUUUCAAGGGUGUCAAUCAUUUUGGACCCCACAGUAUGGGGUCCAAAAUGUCAGAAAAGCUUCAAUGCAUCUUGGCAUAGAUCAGGGUUCUCCACCCCUGUUCCUGGAGAGCUACCGUCCUGUAGGUUCUCUCCAACCCUAAUCUAGCACACCUAUUUCUAGUAAUUAGCUGGAUAAUAAACUGAAUCAGGUUAGUUACAACAGGAAGGUAGCUCUAUGGGAACAGGGUUGGAGAGCCCUGGCAUAGAUUCUUCACGUGUCUGUAACUCCAUCAUUUGGUAUUUUCUUGGUGGUGGAAAAAGCUCUCAGGUGCCACUACAGAAUAUCCCAUAAGUGUUCAAUUGGGUUGAGAUCUGGUGACUGAGAUGGCCAUGGCAUAUGGUUUAGAUCAAUGUUAUGCUCAUCAAACCAUUCAGUGACCACUCGUGCCCUGUUGAUGGCGGCAUUGUCAUCCUAUGGGGCCAUAGCCAGGGUAGACAAAAUAAUGGCCUACCCAGUAUUUUUAUACAUGACCCUAAACAGGAUGGGAUGUUAAUUAUUGAAUUAACUCAGGAACCACGCCUGUGUGGAAACACUUGCUUUCAAUAUACUUUGUAUCCCUCAUUUACUCGAGUGUUUCCAUUAUUUUGGUAGUUACAAAUUAAUGUACUUGCUGAGAGCAAGACCACAAGAUGUCUUACAUAUUCUUAAUAUUAGUGUGCUUGCAGAAGGCAAGACAACUCUGGAUUCCUUAAGUGUGCUUGCUUAAAGCAAAACAACGUUAGGAACUGUUCAUACUUAUUAUUCCGCUGUUACCUGUAACCUAAAACAAAUUUUAAAAAGUCCAGACAGCCACUGCUCAGGUUGCUUGAAAAAAAGUAUACGUUUUAAUACUACGAAUACUUUUCACACAACAAUCGUAUUUGCAUAAAUCCCAAUGCAUUUCAAUGGAAUUCCCGUCCUAACUAGUCUUCCACCACUUAAACUAGAAAUGCUAUUAUAACUUUAAAACGUGCAGACUGGUCUGGAAUAGGUUGCUUGUAAAAAAAAAAAAUGUAAUACCAUUUAUUAUUUUUGAACUAUAACUGUUUUACACGUGCGUAAAAGCUCCAUAGGCUUGAAUGGGACGUUUUUUUAUUUUAAAGCAUAAAUGUCAUACAAAGUGAAGCCGAAUACCCAAAACCCCUUGGUUGUCCCUAUCCUCAUGCCCACCCAUCUCCAUGCCUGCCCACCCCUGGGAAGUAUUUUGAUUCGUAAUUGCUCUUGAACUGUUAAAGCUACAAACACCAAACCAACCUUGACUUGUACAUGCUGACUCAACGUAGAUUGCUUGUCUAUUUUAUUUUAUGCUUUUUCUACUUUUUAAACUAUAACCAUUUUUUAAAAUUUGCUUCAAAGGCAAAAUGUUGAUUCACCACUGCUCUUGAUCUGUUUCAGCUACAACCACCACCCCAAUGUUGACAUAUGGCUUAAAUGGCUUCAACAGAGCUUUUUGCUACCAUUCCUACCUCAUAAACUAUAAAGCUUGUUGUAUCCCCAUCCAUUUCAAUGGUUGAAUGUGAGCUUCAACAUUAACUGAAAUCACUACAACAAUUUUCAGGAUGUUCAAACAAAACCAUUUUGAAGAGCUUAACACCUUAGGGCUUAUGUUGACAUGGAACUCACUCUACUAUACUACUAUACUAGCUCACUAUAAUACACUAUAAUAACACUAUAUAAUGCACUAUAAUAACUCCACACCUACAAACCACCCCAAAAUAAGUCACUAUAACUAACACAGCCUAUUACUAAAUUACUAAUUAUGACUAAAACCCUACUACUGCCAUUAAUACAACUAUUUCACAACCAUAAGUAUUCAAUAUUAGCAAGCACACCAGGUUUACUUCAGUAAAUGUCCCUUUUCAAGUUAUUCUAUUUAUUCCCCUCAAUAUAGUGCUUAAAUGAUUUAAUCUAUUAACACUAAACCAACUUCCAAAUGUGCAGACUAACUCAAAUGACCUUGUUUGAGAAUCUUUCUGAUAGCAUUUUAUACUUUUGAACUACAACAAUAUUUAAAAUGAUCUAAAAUGCAUUUCAAUGGCAAAAAGAUAUUCUAGACUCAUCGCUUUCGCUGUUUUUAAACUAACCAACGUUGAUGUUUAGACUGACCCGACUUACAUUGCUUGCAUUCAGAUUUGUUAUACUAUUUAUACUUUUUGACCUAUAACCAUUUAAAAUGAGCAUACAUUCAACAUGGGUUUCAAUGAGAACCAUAGGAAUAUAGUGUUAGCUAUUCAAAAUGGGCCUUGGCCAAUUAUGCUACAAGACCAACUUUAAAACCAUUCAGGUUUUAUAAACUAUUUCACUUUGCUCAAAUGUGCAUAAAUGCAUGGAUUCAAUGCCAACCAUAAGAACACAGUGGUAGACAUUGUAAAUGCUACUGCUCUUUAACCAUUUCAGCUACAAACAACAUUAAAACUGACAUUUUCAGAAUUUGUUUAAACUAUAGCAAUUCAAAAAUGUCAAAUUGGCAUUUAAUAACCCACUAACAGUAAUAGUAACUCUUGAACCAUCCAAACCAACUUGUUCAGGCUGUCCAAUCAGUCGUUCCAUCUACCGGCUAUUCAACUAUAACCAGUCACUACCAUUACUACUUCAGUCACUAUCACUACAGUCAUUUAUUUCACAACCAUAAAUACUAUAAAGAUGUCCUUCCAGUGAUAUUUGAACUUUUCCUGUUGAGAAGCAAUAGCCCAAGUAAUGUACACCCACUUAAGCAUAAAAAUGUUGUGAGCAAAAUGUCUUUUAGACAACUGUAAACUUCAAGGAGUAGGCCAUUCAAGGUGGUGGUCUGAUGUCAUUGCACCCCCUCCCCCUGCUUGAGAAACAAUUAAGGAGCAAUAGAGAACGAAGAGGAAAGACCCCCCCAUCCCGCUUGUGUCACGUCAUAAUCGUACCUGGAUCACCUUGAGAUGUGCCUAAGUAAAUCAGGUGUUCAAUGAGGUGAAAAGACUGGAACAGGACUUUAAGACAGGCUCGCACGCACAAACAUUUCCUUUAGUGCUGAGAAGGAAGAUUUUUUAUUUUAUCUUAUGAAUUCAGUGGUUCCAAUCUGUUUGUUUUGAUCCACUGGUUUACUGUGAUCCCAUCCCUGCUAUUGGAUCUCUGUCAUAUCAAUUACUUUGUCAAAUGUGUCUAGGGUCCUACUGAGCCGACAUGGUCAUGCUCUCCUGUAGGGGUGGGCAAGGGGACCGAGCAGCCUUAAUUUAAUUUUGUGUGCGUCAGUCUGAUCUUCGAGAUGCGUAUAUAAUUUACUAUAUAGUAUAUUGUGAAUAUACAUUGAAUGCACAAAACAUUAAGAACGCCUAAUAUUGAGUCCCCCUCUUGCCUUCAGAACAGCCUCAAUUUGACGGGGACAUGGACUCUACAAGGUGUCAAUGUUGACUCAUACUUCCCACAGUUGUCAACUUGGCUGGAUGUCUUUUAGGUGGUGGACCAUUCUUCAUACACACGGGAAACUGUUGAGUGUGGAAAAACUAAGCAGCUUUGCAGUUCUCGACGCAAACCGGUGUGCCUGGCACCUACCAUACACUGUUCAAAGGCACCUAAUCCUUGUCUCAAGGCUUGAAAAUGUGAACUUCAAUAAGGGGUGAAAAUCCUAACAUCAAUAAGAGAUCAUAGCUUUCACCUGGUCAGUCUCCCAUGUAAAGAGCAGUUGUUCUUAAUGUAUUGUAUACUCUGUGUAUAUUGUUUAUCUUUCAGGACAGAACACAAUUAGUAUACUACUCUGUAAAAUCCAGAAUAAAUGUCAACUACUUAGGGCUAGAUUUAAUCAGGGCCGCCUUAAUUGUUUUUGUUGAGGCGAAGUUGGAUGUGUAACUGUGUUGGUGCUGUCAAAGCGUUAUACAGAUCGUGGACAUUGCUUUUGGAUACUCCUUGUCGCAUUUGUAGUAAUCCCAUGCAGCCGUGCUGAAAAUGUUUCCACGGGUUUGUGUGUUGUAAUCUAUACCUCGAUUAGGCUGAAUUAAAUAAUUAUUUUGUUGAUUGAUUUUCAAUUUGACUCAUUAUUUCUAUAUAGCCUACACUUUCUCAUUCUGAACUUCUAACUCUGUGGGAUGGGUUUGGCCACGGAUUUGACACCUCCAACACUGUUACACUGUUACACUGUGACACCACCUAAACAAAAACAACGAUAUGCUAUGCAGUUUGCCGGUUAUGGCUGAUUUGAUUGACUCUAGGCCUUGCUGUUUUAUUACUUGUUAAAAUGCUGUGAGUGCAGCAUAGAUCCAUUUCUAUAGAUUUUUAUAACAAAUUAGCUAAAUUAGCUUUGGACUUACAUUUAUCAAAGAAGAACCAAGUAAAGAUCAAUAUGGGGAAAUUAAAAGUUCCAACUUGAAAUGUGAGAUUACUGUUUGUAACCAUUUUCCUGAUGUAUGCUAUUGAACAAAAUGUGUAUGUUGUAUAAAUGGUCAAUAUGGA
Molecule: messenger RNA, 6180 nt
Organism: Oncorhynchus keta (chum salmon)
Lineage: Eukaryota; Metazoa; Chordata; Actinopteri; Salmoniformes; Salmonidae
Gene: itpk1a
Product: inositol-tetrakisphosphate 1-kinase a
Exons: 11
Coding region: 206-1387 (393 amino acids)
Biological process (GO): inositol trisphosphate metabolic process
Cellular component (GO): cytoplasm
Molecular function (GO): ATP binding; magnesium ion binding; inositol-1,3,4-trisphosphate 6-kinase activity
Source: RefSeq, a predicted model, not a curated record